AUGGAAUACCAUGCGGUACAGGGAUUAUCGAUCGUAUUGAAACCAAACCCGUCUGAUUCUUCCAGUGGCGAGGGACAAUAUUUUCGAGUCAGGCCGAGCAAUAGUUCCGUGCUGGAAGGCGGCGAGGUGAUAAUUUCUUGCGAGGUGGGGAAUCGAGUUGGUACCGUCCAGUGGGUCAAAGACGGAUUUGCUUAUGUCAUACAGCAAAACGGCGAAAUCGUGGGUCAUCCCAGGUUGAAAUUGAUCGGCGAUCAAAACGCCGGUAUUUUCAACCUGAAAAUCACCGACGCGUCUCUGACCGACGAUGGCGAGUACGAGUGUCAAGUCGGACGAUAUCUGCGAGUCAAACCAAUUCGUGCCAGUGCUCACCUAAUUGUCACCUCACCUCCGCAGAAGGUGGCAAUCAGUAAUCAUCCGAAGAAGCAGAUAAUCGAGGUGAAGGUGGGCGAAUCGCGGCGCUUAGAGUGUAUCGUUAGCGCAGCGAAACCAGCCGCCUCGAUCAUUUGGUAUCGCGGAAACACGCAGAUCAAGGGCGGCGACACCACUAUCGCCGCAAUCUCCAUCCAGGGUGACAAAGAGAAGCCUGGGGAGACGAAGGAAUUGCUCAAAUACGACACUCAUGGUUCUAUUACCAUCAUGCCUACGGCGGAUGAUAAUGGGAUGGAUUACACCUGCGAGGCCAGCCACCCGGCAAUUCCCAUAGAUAGGCCUAUGCGGGCUACCAUUACACUUUCCGUUUUCUAUCCACCUGGUCCACCGUACAUAGAGGGCUAUACCGAAGGUGAAACCGUGCAACGCGGUCAAAAUGUGGAGCUCGCCUGUCGAUCACGCGGCGGAAAUCCGCAGGCGGAAAUUGUCUGGUACAGAAACGACGAGAAGGUCACGGCAGCCCAUCGCAGAGGCCCAGGCGUCAGUGAGAACGUGUAUUCGUUCAUCGCCCGAGCGGAGGACGACAAGGCUCGCUACAGAUGCGAGGUCUCUAACAUCAUGAGUGUGCAACCCAUGAAAGUACACGUCGAUCUCACCGUACUGUUCGUGCCUGCCGGAGUAACCAUCACCGGUCCGACCGAGGCGAAGGCGGACGACCAGGUGCUCAUUACUUGCACGACGGAGAACUCGAAUCCGCCCGCGGAUAUAAAGUGGACGGUGGACGGGCAUAAUUUCGAGAGCAACGCCUCGAAGACGGAGCUGGCACCAAACGGUGGCUGGAUCACCAGCUCGAACGUGACGUUCAGCAUUAAUCGCAAGAGCCGCAGCAUCGUCGUCAUUUGCCACGCUUCCAACGCCAAGCUCACGGAGAAUGUGGUCGGCACGCACACCAUCAACGUGAUAUAUCCACCUUCUAAAUUAACCGUCACCGGAUAUGAAGAGGGCACAACGAUAGUUGCUGGAACAGUGUUGAAGCUCAUGUGCAUCGCUACGGCGGGUAAUCCAUUGGCCACGUUAACGUGGUACAAAAACGACCGCAAGGUACUCGGCACAGUGAGACAGCGAAAUCAUGCUGUUUCGAGCGAACUGGUGAUACUCGUCAACGCAUCCGACAACAAUGCCCACGUGCGAUGCGAGGCGACGAAUUCCGCCACCGAAAUCCCCCUGCUCAAAGUUCUCGUGCUAAAAGUCUAUUUUCCGCCCGAGAGGGUGAAGAUUAACCGCGAGCCCCAGGAUUUUCACGCCGGCCAGGAGGGACGCCUAAUCUGCGAAUCGAGCAGCAGCAAUCCCGCCGCCGAAAUGUCGUGGUGGAAGAAUGGGAUACCGGUACCCGGCACUAGAAACAGCACCAAGCCCGGAUUACACGGCGGCUACCUCUCGUCCGUCGAGCUCACACUAGAUUUAACCGAGGACAUGAACGGCGAAGUGUACACCUGCGAGGCCAAGAAUGCCGAAUUGGGGAGAUCUAGCCACGACGCUACAACACUGGAUGUGCUAUACAAGCCGAUAUUCUCACCGUUGGACCCUUACGAAUUAACCGGCCUGGAAGGAGAACCUUUUGUAAUUUCCGUAUCGGCAAGGGGCAAUCCGAACACGACGGAAUACACGUGGACAAGGGAUGGUCUACCGUUGGGUAAUAACGGUAAGAGAAUAACAGCACACGGUUCUACGCUAAAUAUCACGAGAUUGGAUCGUCAUGACGCCGGUACAUACAUAUGCGAAGCACUGAACAAGGAAGGAACCACCUUUUACCAGCUAAAUUUGACCGUGCAGUAUCCAGCUAAAAUCAAGCGUACUUCCUCGUCGGGGAUAGUUUACCCACCGGGUAUCGAAGCAAAGCUGUUUUGUGAAGUCGACGGCAGUCCGAUCGGCGACGAGUAUGUCACAUGGCAGAAAAUAGGAUCGAAUCCUGAGCUGCCGGGACGUUACUCGACAUCAUUCAUUAAUCGGACGUCGUAUCUUCACAUAGAAAAUCCCAGCCAAGAAGAUGUUGGCGAGUAUCGAUGCAAAGUCAACAAUGGCAUUGGCAACAUAACAUCGGAUCCUAUUCUAUUUAUUACUAAUUUUAAACCAGAAAUGACGAACACCCCGCUGACGCGAAAGGCAGCGGCGAACAAAGGAAUAAACGUCCAAUUGUUCUGCAAAGCGCGAGGAUCUCCAUUGCCGCAUUUCACUUGGAUCUUCAAUGGGAAAACUUUAUUGCCGAAUGCAACCGAGGAUAAAUAUAGUAUCACUCACAGCGAUCUGUCGGAACUCUAUUCGGAAACAACGUUGACCAUCUAUAAAGUGAGAUCGCAGGAUUACGGAAAGUAUGAAUGUCUUGCCCAAAAUAAAAUGGGACACUCCACAGAAAAUAUACUUUUGGACGUUACUUCACCGCCGGACAAGCCUAGUGAUUUGGAAGUAUACAACUAUACGCACGACUCAGUCACGUUAAUUUGGAAACGCGGUUUCGAUGGAGGUUUGCCGACGUCUCAUCAAGUACGAUGGCGACAAGCGUUGGACUAUGACGAUCGCUAUCACUAUAUGGACGUCGUGCCCGGCGAAUACAAAGCUACUAUAUCCGGCCUGUCGCUAGGGACUUAUUACGUAUUUAGCGUAAAGGCCAUCAACGAAAAGGGAGACAGCGGUUUCUUACCAGAUCUCGUCAAAGUCCAGACGCUUCGCGAGGCGCCACCAACCGAGUUGACAUCAAGCGAGAAUAGUUCCUCCUACAUCAUCGUCAUUAUCAUCACUGUUUCCGCCUCUGCUUGCCUACUCAUUGCCGCAACCAUAGUCUUUGCUACAAUAAAAUCGAAAAAGAAGGUCCAACGUACCGGCAUUAAUAAAUCACAGACCGCGGAUAUGUAUGCACCAUCCACCGUCAAUGGCGACACCAUGACUGGCGAAUUAAGUUCGAUGUCAGACGAGAAGAGCGACGUCAACUUCGACGCUAAUGAUUACGUGGAUGAGGGGCGCAAAACCGCAGCUAGCACGUAUUUAAUAGAUCAAACUAUGCAGGAUUUCGGGAAAGGCGGUUUAGAGAUGCAGGUUCAUCAGGGCACCCUCGGUCGUCGCAGCAAUCACAUGCAAACGUCCAUGAACAUGGACUCGCCGCCGCAGCGAACCACCGCCAGCGGGACUCUCUCAGUGUCAAAGUCGAGUUACAUCGGCAAUCCGAGCCCGGCGCCGCCCAACGACGUGAGCUUCUACAGCGUGGAGAUGGACAAUGGCGGUCGAGGCUACAUGGGCUACGACGGGAAUCCAAGUCCGGCACCACCCGCUAUCGAUCCAACCGGCGGACCUUACUAUCCUUCAUCCAUGGGUUCGACAGGUCAUAUAAUGGGUGGACACAUGACGGGAGCUAGCACCGGCACCCUGACGCGCACUAGAACGCUGCCACGUCCCGUGCCACCGCCCGAUGUCACUGUGAUGACCGCGGGCACCAAGUCGCCGAUACCGCCAUCGGUGCCGCCGCCACCCGCCACGUUCGCUCGUACCGGUGCCAACAACGGAGGUCCUCAUUCGCAUCCGCAUUUGCAUCCGCCGCCACCGUCCUGUCAGAGUCAUCCGCUGUCGACGUUUGCGGCGACGCCUAGUUACUCCGACAUCGACGGUCAUCUUGUCUGAGGCUCACCAAUCUUCGGGCCCAGCUCGACGCGCGGCAAAUAUCGUGCCAUCGCUCAGAACGACGACGAGGACCAUCAACCAACCACGGUCACAGAGAGGAGUACGCGUCUCUGAACGACGCAGAGCAUCGUGAUGAUGGAUCCUCCUCUGAAUCGUCCACCUCAUUCGCAUCGUCAUUGUUCAUCUCCCUAAACGACGAGCGAAAAGAACGAGCGUAGCGACGGCUCACGAACGACAGUGUCGCGGCUGAAGGCCCUGGCACUCAUCAUCAUGCGCCUGAACAAUCUCCGAGGACUCUGUUUGGUGCACAAGAACGAAAGUACGACGAAGUGUGUAAAUAGAGAAAGACAAAAACAAAGAGAAAAUAAGAACGUUGAUGCGGGAUGAGAGAGUGGUGCACCAGGUUCAUGCUGUAAACAGCCUUUCCCUUCCACGCGGUUACUUCCUAGAAAGGAGACACGCGCGGGGCUCUCCUACGCGAUUGAAUUCUAAUCUUAGGGAUACAUGUAUGUAUAAUUGAAUGCUCGAUAAGGAGCGAUCUUGAAGAAAAAGAGAAAGAGAGAAUGACCGCGCGAUCCAACACACGCGAGCGUUCUUAAAAAAACUCGAGGAUGGUUCUACCGUUCCUCCUCCGCUAUUCUGCCUUUCCCUCCCCUCAUCUUUAUCAUUUUCCCUGCUCUAAUUCUUCAUCUUUUCCGCUCGCCUUAACGUUAUUUAGCGUACUCGCUAAACAGCGACGUAAUCACGACGCAUCGAACGAUCGAGCUCCAAAUCGACGCACCGAUCGUCGAGGAAAGUAUAUUUUUUCUGUAAAUACACGCAUGAUCCAAGAAAUAGACGAGAAAACAACCCCAUGAUAAUUGUUUUUCGGUUAUUUUGUGAACGUCAGCAAGUACGCUUCUCGUCAUAGC
Molecule: messenger RNA, 4949 nt
Organism: Atta colombica
Lineage: Eukaryota; Metazoa; Arthropoda; Insecta; Hymenoptera; Formicidae
Gene: sns
Product: nephrin-like
Exons: 18
Coding region: 1-4038 (1345 amino acids)
Biological process (GO): cell-cell adhesion
Cellular component (GO): cell-cell junction
Molecular function (GO): cell adhesion molecule binding
Source: RefSeq, a predicted model, not a curated record